GUCCAACGAAUAUAUGUCUGCAAGCUAAUCUACAAUACCAACUAAUCGACUUUGGUUUCUCUCGCUUUACUACUCAAUCUUCGCGCAAGUUCGAAGCGUAUUAAAAUUCAAUACUACUUCAAAUAUUUACUCUCAGAACGGUGGUAGACGCCAUGGCCAAUAGACAGCUUAUAGACGAUCUAGGUCUAAACUGGUCGUCAGGCCAGAGAGAUGAAUUCCUUGCCAAGAUUAAGGUAGUUGAGCUACCAAAAUACAAAUCACUAUACCCAUCAACUGACCUUUUCUCCGCGGGAAUGCCCGAGGCAAGUCACCAAUGGCAGGGACAUUGGAAAGAUAGCCCACCAAGGAACCCUUGUUAUAACGAAGGAUUGCACCAGGGAAUUGCGGACUGGGACUACUUGCCCUUUCAGUAUAUCGUACCGCAUGAAGAGAGCGUUAUAUUCCGCGACAUUGAAACUAAAGAAACCGUUCUUGUAGUUCUUCGUGACUUCAUACCUGACGAAGACCUUCGAAAUAUAAUGAUGCGAGUGUGCCGGGAAAUUGUCAAGACCCGCCUGGAUGACGAGCGCGAGGAUCCAAAGUUGCGAUGCGACUUUGGCUAUACUUGUUGCUCACAACAAGAUCCUGAGAUCCGACUAGCUGCGUCUUGUAUAAAGUUGAACACGGAAGAGGAAAUCGAGCUGGAUGAUACGGCACAGGGAGUGGCUGGAAUUGUAUGGAACUUGAUGAAGUCUCGGUUCCCCCCUGAGAUCACUGACAAUAACACUAACCGCGAAAAUGGCUUCCCUCGGAUAAGCAUGACGAAGGACGGUGCAAGCUUUACGUUUAAGGCUGGUGGUGAAGACGUCGAAUUCGAGACAGGCGAGGACGGUUCAGAACAGCCCCCACUACCGGGAAUGUCAGGUGUUUAUUAUGCGCGACAUACACAUACAGAGGUGGACGGUAACUCUUGGAUUAUCGCUUGCACCGUUAAUACCCCUGACAGUACAACCGCAAAUGAUAAUUUAUAUCUAGCAUCGUAUGGCAUUAUGGUGCUCCCUACUACUAACACAGCAAGUGCAUGGCGUCCUUGGGACUACCACAGUGCGUCACUUUACAAGAAGGAGUCAGGCCCUGAAGAUCGAGCAGAGUUUGAAGUUCAUAAUGACGAGGGCUUAGACAAGGACACGGUAUUCGAAAUUUUGAAAUCGCUCAAGGCGGCUCGGAAGAGAUCUAACUGGCUUGAUGAUCGUCGUAAAUGGAAGGUAACCAAACCGACUUUGCCGAGAACUGGCUGGCCAUUUAUGAAUGUACCGGAAGCCGAAUCGCCAAAGUUACAAUCGCCGAAGCCAGAACCCGCGUCGCACCGGUAUAAAUUACGUCCUAGAAUUACGAAGCCUAGAUACUGCGUUGACUCGGAAUCAUUUACAGACUCGGAAGCAUCUGACUCCGACUCUGGCUCUGAAUUUGAAGCUGAACCAACAACCCCCAGAACCGGUUUUAAAACAAAUACUGAUAACUGUGGUGAGUGUAUUACAGUCAAAACCUCUCCCACCCCCUAA
Messenger RNA from Daldinia vernicosa, 1541 nucleotides. RefSeq lists its product as uncharacterized. The coding region runs from base 153 to 1541 and encodes 462 amino acids. The transcript has a single exon. Lineage: Eukaryota; Fungi; Ascomycota; Sordariomycetes; Xylariales; Hypoxylaceae. The record is from RefSeq and is a predicted model, not a curated record.